GUGCCGUGUUCACGUGAUCAGUCAGUCCGUUGACUGUCGCUGGUGUCCACGGAGCCGCUCGGCAGAGAAACCAAAUAACACAUCAGUGAACGCCAGUGUCAUCUCGUUUGUUUUCGUUUGUCUGUCGGGAGUGUUUGACAGCGAAAGUGUGAUUUGACAGCGCGAUGUUUUGAUGUGUCUGACAUCAUCCUGUCUGCUAACGACUGUAGAGACACGGAUCAGAUCAAAUGAACGAUUUUAACAGACGCUGAUGUUUGACAGUGAUGGUCACACGCUCCUCCUGAGUCACACACACACAUCUGACAGACCACAGCAUGGCAAACGUGACGGAUCUGCAGAGUAAAUACAGUAAACUGGCUCAGGAGUACUCAAAGCUCAGAGCUCAGAAUCAGGUGCUGAAGAAGGCCGUGGUGGACGAGCAGACCACCUCCAACUCCCUGAAGGAUGAGCUGAAGCAGAAGGAGCAGAGCUUACGGAAGGUGGAGCAGGAGAUGGACAGCCUGAGCUUCAGGAACCAGCAGCUGACCAAACGCGUGGAGCUGCUGCAGGAGGAACUGCUGCUGUCUGAGAGCAAGAACAAGAAGAGCAAAAAUAAAGGCGACUCGCCGUCUCAGGUCAGUCUCCAGACACAGAGCGUGUUUGAUGAAGACCUGCAGAAGAAGAUCCAGGAGAACGAGCGGCUUCACAUCCAGUUUUAUGAAGCGGAUGAGCAGUACCGUCGGCAGGAGGCCCAGCUGAGGGCGCGACUAGACCAGCUGGAGAAAGAGUCUGAGCAGCAUCAGGCCGUCGUUGACACUCUCAGCCUCAAAUACACAGACGCCAUUGAGAAACUGCAGAACGACAAAGCCCGUCUGGAGGUAAAGGCUCAGACGCUGGAACGAGAAGCCAAGGACUGUCGAAUCAGAACUGAAGAGUGUCAGCAGCAGCUGAGGAAGUACCAGAGUGAAGUGAGCAGUCAGCUAAAGCACAGCAGCAGUGUGAUCCAGGAGAAAGUGCCCUUCAAUGACACCCAGCUGAGUGACUACAACAGUCUGAACGUUCCUCUGCACAACAGAAGGCAUCAGCUGAAGGCCCGUGACGUGGCGGCUCAGGCUCUGGGUUUCGUGCAGAAUCUGGUCUCUGCCCUGCUGAACUUUCACUCCUACACCGAGCAGAGAGUCCACAUUUACCCACUGGACUCAUCCAUCGAGGCCAUCUCACCCGUCAACCAGAAGUUCUCUCAGUAUCUGCAUGAGAACGCCUCGUACCUGCGUCCGCUGGAGGAAGAUCUGCUGCAGUUACAUCACAGCAUCACAGAGGACGCCAUCACCGUUCUGGAGACGCUGGCCAAACUGCAGGACUUCUCCAGAUCUUUCUCAGCCUACAGCAGCUUCCUGCAGAAGAUCCUGCCCUACCAGCUCAAGAGUCUAGAAGAGGAAUGUGAGGCGUCUCUCUGCACGUCAGCGCUGGCAUCCAAGAACCGCCAGUUACAGAACGACAUGAAGAAACUGACGUCCAUCUUCCAGAAGCUCAAGUCUUACGUGGCUCUGCUCGCCGUGCCCAGUGUGCGUUCAGAUGCCAUGUGUCAGAGCAGCGCUAACGCCGCCUUCACCCAGAUGAGCGCGUGCUUACACGGCCUACACGACGCCGCCACGGAACUGUCGCAGCACUACAGUCAGAAGGCGUCUCUGGAGCAGGAUCUGCCCACCGUCACGCAGAAGUUUCGCACCACUAAUGAGUGUUUGCUGUCCUCACUGGCGUCCCUCACCAACAGCUGCAGCAAGAUGGCCACAUUCUUUAGCAACAACCUGGAUUUCUUUGCGUCGUGUCCUGGCUACAGUCCGCGAGGAGGCUUCCUGAACCCGCUGCAGGCCGACGGCGUGAUGGAGAACAAGAGACGUGCCGCCACGUACAUGAGCACCAUCAGAAAGGUGCGCUCAGAGUCCGUGCCCUACAGAGAAGCUUUAGCAAACAGACACGUUCUGACGAGCUCUACGGAGAGCAGAGAGGGACUCAUGCAGCAGGUGAUUCAGAGUCAGGAGAAGAUCUCGCGUCUGGAGCAGGAGAAGGAGCACUGGCUGCUGGAGGCUCAGCUGGGACAGGUGCGCCUGCAGAAGGAGAUUCAGCGCAUCGCUCAGCUGGAGGCUCAGGUCGCAGACGGGCGUAUAGCAGAGACGCACGGCGCCGCCGACGGCCCCGAGCCUACGUGUGCUGAUGCUCCAGAGCCCGUUCAGGACAGCAGCGUGAUUGGGAUGUUGACCAUCACUCCCUGCAGCGAGAGCGCCGCAGAUCAGGAGUCUCGCGAACAUCUGAUCAAGCAUCAUUACGUGAGCCGCGUGUCGGAGCUCACCGCUCAACUGCAGAUGUGUGACAGUAAAGCCGUCCACUUCCACGCUGAGUGUCGAGCCGUCGCCAAACGUCUGGCCAUGGCCGAGAAGACCCGCGAGACGCUGACGGAGGAGCUGAAGCUGGCUAAUCAGAACAUCACGCGCUUACAGGACGAGCUCAGCACCACCAAGAGGAGCUACGAAGAUCAGCUGAGCAUGAUGAGCGACCACCUGUGCAGCAUGAACGACACGCUCAGCAAGCAGCGCGACGAGAUCGACACGCUCAAACUCGCCUCCAAGGGAAACUCAAAGAAGAACAAGAGCCGAUAAUGUGGACAGACGUCUGUCUCAGUGACGCCGAACAUUCCCACACCAAACUGCAGACAUGUGACAGGAAGCAGCUGAUCUCCAGAGGAACCCAUAGCUGUGUGUGUGUGUGUGUGUGUGUGUGUGUGUGUGUGUGUGUGUGUGUGAUGGUGGAAUUACAGCGUCUGUUUCUCCUCACGCAGAUGUUGUCUGUUACUCAUACACACUCAAGUCUGUUUUAGUUCUGCUAAGAAGCACGUGUGAAUGAUUCGCCAGGUAAAUCAGUGACGUGAAGAGGUAAAAUCACAGUAAACUUGUGUGCUGAUUUUCACAAGAAUAUAAUGAACAAAAUCUUCCAGAUGAGAGGGGUCCAUGUGAAUCAACACACUGAAUCCACAGUGAUUUUCCUGCUUCAUUUCCUCUGAAAAUAAACCAUGUUUUUAUGCACUAAAUGUAUUGUUGUUGUCUAUAGUUCAUGAAGUCAUAUAUCACAGAUGGAGAUUAAUGUGCAGUGGAGUAUGAUGUGAAUCUGUCACUGAAACCAUUCAGCUCUUGAAUGCUCUGAUAGUUGAUGAAGAGCAGCGUGAGUGUCGUGAUCAUCUCAUCAGAGUCUCUUUUAUUUCUCUUUGUAUGGAUCUGUUUAGCAGCACAAUGUACUGGAUUCAACCAAAAUCAAGAAAAUAAAGCCGUAAACUCAA
Labeo rohita (rohu) is the source of this 3310-nucleotide messenger RNA. RefSeq names its product protein phosphatase 1, regulatory subunit 21 (gene ppp1r21). The transcript has 23 exons. The record is from RefSeq and is a predicted model, not a curated record. Gene Ontology annotation, cellular component: early endosome; membrane. Bases 315 to 2636 code for a protein of 773 amino acids. Lineage: Eukaryota; Metazoa; Chordata; Actinopteri; Cypriniformes; Cyprinidae.